UGUGUGUUUUAUUACUCCUAUGCACUUAAUUAAAUCAUUAAAGCAAAUUCCUUAUUUUUUGCAAUGAACUAAUUUCUCAUUCUUUUGCUAAAGUUGACCAGUUUACCGUCAAGCAGAAGUGGAGUGAGCUGAAGUCUGUCAGCUGACAGAUGGAAAACCUUUGAAUGGCCUAAAUAAAGGCCAACAUUAUAACACAUCUUUGUUCUCUGUUCUGUGAGUUUGCUACAUUUCAUCAGUCUUCAAGGAGCAACAUUUAAUGUUAUCUCAACCAUCAGAAGGAAUCACCUGGGGGUUAAGUAACUGUAAAGAAGUGACAGGAUGUAUUGAAAUGGAGGCAAUGAGCCAUUCUACACCUACUAUUCUUCAAAAGGCUCUUUGACUGAGAGUUUUUCUCAAACCUCGACUGCUCCUGUUCAUUACGGAGAAGGUGUUCCUGAAAAAAAAAGAGAAUCAACUUGUUCCACUGUCAAGCGUGCAUUACUUGGACUUAUGGACUUAUUGCCCAUCAGUAAUGAUUGAUGAGAACUCAUAUGAGGAAGUGUGUCUUAUUUGGAGGAAUCAUGUAAUAUAAACCGUCCAUUACAAAGGUCAAUGAAGGAGUGUCUGUACCACAAUAAAUACAGCUGGUUGUGAAUACUCACAGCUCACUCUAGUCUGGAUUUUCUGAGAAAAGGAACAGCUCUUCUACAAUCUCCAAAGUAGUUUUUUGUACAAAAUACUGACCAGAAUGGCUAGAUUCAAAACAGAUUGCAUAGAGAGACGCAUGUGCAUGUUUUUUGAGAUGAUGGGACAUUUUAUUGGCUCUCACCCCUGGUGGUUCUUGAUUGUCCCCCUUGUCCUCUCGGCAAGUCUGGGGAGUGGAUUUAUUUUUCUCCAGGACAGAAUGUCAAACAAUAUCGAAGAAGAGUUCACACCUUUCAAUGGACAAGCCAAGAGGGAGAGGAAAUACAUCCAAGAAACCUUUCCCGGAAAUGAUUUGAUGUUUUCAUAUUUAAGACUGAGCACAGAUGGAAAUUUCGCAACUUUCAUAGCUGCAAGUGACAGUAAUAUUUUGACUGUGGAGUCACUUCAGGACAUCCUAGACUUAGACUUUAAAGUUAGAAAUAUGCUAGUGCACUAUGACAACCAGUCAUUUAAAUAUUCGGAUGUUUGUGCUAAGGUGAGCGGAUCCUGCACCAAUAAUGACAUUUUAGAGAUCAUUGAUUACAAUGCCACCCAUAUAGACAAAGUCUAUUUGACAUUUCCGUGGUAUAUCUCUGGUUCAUCUCGUUAUCCUUUAUAUUUAAGUCUGGGGAGUGUGACUUUUUACGGGGGGAGCUCAUUUGUUCAAAGUGCUAAAGCCAUACAGCUCUAUUACCAUUUACGUGAGGACAACAAAACAAAAACAGACCUGUGGCUGGAAAGCUUCAUUAAUUUAGUCUCAAAGGCAUCAUCAGCUUCUAUUCAGGUGUCAUACUCCACCUCCAUGUCAAUGCAGUGGGAAUUUGAAAAAUCUCCAGAUUCCGUCAUCUCUUUAUUCUCCAUCACCUAUACCAUCGUCAUCACAUUUUCAAUCCUAUCAUGUUGGAGAUUGGAUAAUGUGAGGACGAAGGUGUGGGUGGCAACCUGUGGCGUGCUCUCCACAGGUUUAGGAGUCCUGAGUGGUUUCGGUGCAAUGUUGUUGGUGGGUCAACCUUUUGUCAUGACAGUUGCCUCCUGUCCUUUCAUGAUAUUAGGUAUUGGACUGGAUGAUAUGUUCAUCAUGGUCUCUUGCUGGCAGAGGACCCGUGUUCUGGAUAGCAUCCCCGACCGGCUGGCUGACACCUACAAAGAGGCUGCUAUCUCCAUCACCAUCACCACUUUGACCGACGCUCUGGCUCUCUUUCUGGGCUACAACACGCCUUUUGGUUCAGUGCAGUCCUUCUGUCUGUAUGCUGGGGUUUCUAUUUGCUUCUGCUAUUUGUACUGCAUCACUUUCCUGGGGGCAUGCAUGGCUUUGAAUGGACAGAGGGAAGAAGAGAACAAACAUUGGUUCACCUGUGCCAAAAUCCCAGAAGACUUGCCAUCCGGGAACUCAAAGGCCUUCAGCAUCUGCUGCGUUGGAGGGAGCUAUGACCGAAUGACUGAAAAGGAGGAAACUGAGCCCAUGAGUCACUUUUUUGAGAAGUUCUAUGGUCCAUUUCUGACCCACAAAAUAACGAAAGUAUGUGUAUUUCUCAUUUAUGCAGGCUAUCUGGCUGUUAGUAUCUAUGGUUGUGUUAGGUUAGAAGAGGGACUUGAUACCAAGAAUCUGGCUUUGGAUGAUUCCUACAUAAUUAAUUACUACGACAGUCAAAGACAACACUUCUCUGAAUACAGCUCUAAUGUGAUGGUAGCAGUGACGCAGCCCUUGCUUUACUGGAAGGAGGAGGACCAAAACCAGCUGCAAUCAUGCAUUUCAAAUUUUGAAAGUUUGAACUAUGUCAAUAGCACAGUAGCUUGGUUCCUCAUCUUUGAACAAUAUGCAAAUGCAACCCAUGCCAACAUAAGUUCUCAAGAGGCUUACCUAACAAAUCUGAACACAUUCUUAAAAUUCAGCCCUAUGUUCAAACAAGACAUCAAUUUUACAGGCAAUGAGAUUCAAGCCUCUCGCUUUUUCAUCCAGACACUCAAGAAUAUAGACGAGGGGGAUAUGUUGAUUGGACUCAGGAAAACCGCAGAGGACUGUCCAAUAAAGCUCCUGGUGUACCACCCUUCCUUCAUCUACUUUGACCAGUACACUGUUAUUGCAGACAACACUAUUCAAACCAUGCUGGUGGCUGUGGCUGUGAUGCUAGUCAUCUCGCUCCUCUUGAUACCCCAUCCUCUUUGUUCCAUAUGGGUGUGUUUUGCAAUUGCCUCAGUCAUUGUUGGUGUGACAGGGUUCAUGGUGCUGUGGGGUGUAAACUUGGACUCCAUUUCCAUGAUCAACCUGGUCAUGUGCAUUGGUUUUUCUGUAGAUUUCUCUGCACAUAUUUCUUACGCUUUUGUCUCCAGCCAAAAGAGUGAUGUAAAUGAGAAAGCUAUAGAUGCUUUGGCCAAUUUAGGCUACCCAGUUGUGCAAGGAGCAUUGUCCACUAUUUUAGGAGUGGUGGUGCUGUCCAUGUCUGGGAGUUACAUCUUUAGAACAUUUUUCAAGAUUGUGUUUCUUGUGAUUACAUUUGGGCUGCUCCAUGGCUUAAUGUUUAUUCCAGUGUUUCUGACACUGUUUGGGAUCUGUGGAAAGUGGUGUUAAAGUGGGAAUGCAAUUUUGAUUAAUCACUUUUUUUUUUUAAAUAAUGAAAAAUGUUGCUUUAGCUAUAGUGUACAGAGCCCCUAAAGGGACAUGGAAGAAAAGAUUAAAAAAAAAAAAAGGGUGUACUUAAAUUGCAACUAUCGUAAUUGCAAACUGACUUCCUCGAUUCUAAAUAUGACUUUACUUCAACAGAUUGUGGGUAGCAGUUAAUCCUCUGUUAAAAUACUUAAAAAAUGUAUAGGAACCAAAUGUUAGAGCUCCUCAGGGAGCCUUUUCUCUGUAUAACCU
Larimichthys crocea (large yellow croaker) is the source of this 3520-nucleotide messenger RNA. Its product is annotated as patched domain-containing protein 3. The transcript is spliced from 4 exons. The coding region runs from base 728 to 3232 and encodes 834 amino acids. Gene Ontology annotation, cellular component: membrane. The record is from RefSeq and is a predicted model, not a curated record. NCBI's taxonomy places the organism in Eukaryota, Metazoa, Chordata, Actinopteri, Sciaenidae.